This is a messenger RNA of Pichia membranifaciens NRRL Y-2026, 1780 nucleotides long. RefSeq lists its product as hypothetical. The record is from RefSeq and is a predicted model, not a curated record. Gene Ontology annotation, biological process: signal transduction; protein phosphorylation. Gene Ontology annotation, molecular function: protein serine/threonine/tyrosine kinase activity; protein serine/threonine kinase activity; ATP binding. The coding region runs from base 276 to 1574 and encodes 432 amino acids. Gene Ontology annotation, cellular component: cytoplasm. The transcript has a single exon. NCBI's taxonomy places the organism in Eukaryota, Fungi, Ascomycota, Pichiomycetes, Pichiales, Pichiaceae.
GUCUAUGCCUGCUUCCCCGGGUCUCGGCUGAGCUCCCUCGCGGGCCCCGGGAGCGCUGCUCCGUGCCCGUUUGCGGGGCGAGUGGCCUGUUGGAGGGGGGAAGGCUGGCGGCGGGCAGGCAGGCGGGAAGCAGGCACAAGCAAGGGCACAAGAGAGCCAGGACGGGGGCAUGGGCACGGGCACGGGCACGGGGGCUCGCCGGCAGAGAACAGCGCCUACAGCCACCCGGAGAGUGCCACCGGUACGUACACGAUAGAACGCUCCCCGCCCUGCCAAUGGCCUCCUCCGUGCCCUCGAACCUGAGCAUGAAUAUGAACUCGAACAAUACGAACACAAACAUGAACAUGAACAUGAACGUCAACGUGAACAGCGGCGGUGUUGGUGUCGGAAACAGCAGCAGCGAGCUGCUGGGUCGGCGGCAGUCGGUGCCGAUGGAAACCGUCGCUGAGGAGGUGUUUGACGGCAAGACCGAGCAACCGUACAAGCUGCUGUUUUCGCAGCGGUCCAUGGUCGGCCACGGCUCGUUCGGCUACGUGUACCAGAUCAACAUCCUGCCGGCGAACAAGAAGGCUGCGAUAAAGACGGUGUUGCAGGACAAGCGCUUUAAGAACAGAGAGUUGGAGAUCAUGCGUUUGAUCCACCACAAGAACGUCGUCAACUUGAUCGCUUACUACUACAAGACCAACGACAAGGAUCAGCUCUACCUCCACUUGGUGCUGGAGUACGUCCCGGAGACGUUGCACACCGCCUCCCACUGGUACUUCUCCAAGCACAAGUCCAUGCCGCUCCUUGCCAUCAAGCUCUACUCGUACCAGCUUCUGCGCUCGCUCAACUACAUACACUCUCUCGGGAUCUGCCACCGAGACAUCAAGCCGCAGAACCUCUUGAUAGACCCUAUAUCGGGCGUUUUGAAGCUCUGUGACUUUGGCUCGGCAAAAAUUCUCAAGCCGUCCGAGCCGAACGUCUCCUACAUCUGCUCCCGCUACUACAGGGCUCCAGAACUCAUCUUCGGCGCCAGAAACUACACCUCUAAGAUCGACGUGUGGUCUGCAGGAUGCGUCAUUGCCGAAAUGGUCCUAGGACAACCCCUCUUCCCGGGACAAUCCGGCAUCGACCAGCUGGUGGAAAUCAUCAAGUUGUUGGGCACGCCCUCCAAGGAGGAGAUCAGAUCAAUGAAUCCAAACUACAUGGAACACAAAUUCCCCUCCGUGCGGCCCAUACCUUUGAUCAAGAUCUUCCCUAACGUUGAGCCGGAAAUGGUGACCAUGUUUGUGAAAAUAUUCAAUUACUCGCCAGCAAAGAGAAUCACAGCAGCACAAGCAAUGUACGAACCUUACUUCAACUUGUUCAGAGAAAAGAGCUUUCAAAAUACACAGAUGCCAAAUUUCCGCGGUUACAAGCUGAUUAAUGAAACAACGGUGCCAGACCUCCUAGAUUUCAGCAAACGUGAAUUGAGUUUCGAGCCAGAACUGUGGGAUAAAUUGCUUCCGGAGUGGAAACGACAGGAACUUGAUAUGCACUCAUUUGUGCCAUAUUCCGUCCAAGAACUCCAAGACACCGACAACAACUUAUGACAUGCGCCCGCUUUACUCUUUGAAACUUCUAAUCGUUAAUCUCUUACCACCUCUUCUUUUCAUGACCUCCUUCCGACUGCUACCAGUCGUAUACUUACAGCUUAAAUAUCUUUCAUGAACUCGUAUAUUAACAUGUAUAAUCACCCCCUAGACAUAUAGUAUAAACGUAUGUAUAUCUUCCACAACAAUUACUUAUGAUAACGAAU